GGUCCUACAUAUUUACCGGACAAUCAGUUUACCGGACAAAAUUUAUUCGUAUCAAAUAAGCGCUUUAUUUUAUUAUCGAUUCUAAAAUCAUCCGGUCUGGAUCACACAGAUGCUUUCCGUUUCCAAGUGAAUCACAACAAAACCGCUGUCAGGUAAAUAAUAUUGAUUCAAUUCUAUAUUAACUUACAUGCCACUUUGUUUACUAUGUUAUUUCAUGACCUUGUCACGUGGGGGAAUGAUAAUAUUAUGCGCAUGCGCAAAUAUUGAGGCCCGUAUUGUGUUAUUUUACAUAGGUCAUUGCAUUAUCGUAGCAGACGAUAUAGUCAUAAUGAACAUUUUGACAAAAAUAGUUGUAUUCAAACGAAGUAUAUUUUGAUUUAGUCAGUACAAUUUUUCUUCUUUUUUUUUUAAACAAAGAAAUGCAUAUUGAAAACUAGAUCUAUAUCAUGAAAAAGGGGUACGCCCGAUUUUUCAAACCAAGGGAGGAAACUCUUCAUGUAACAGUCACACAAAUAAAAAUGAGUUGUCUCCCUUUUUCAGGCUUAAUGAUGACCAAAAGAAAGCAGUAUGACGGUGAACAGAUGCAAAGGGCUAUAUCAGCUGUUAAACAGAAAAAAAUGAAGAUAAGAUUAGCCGCUAAAGAAUUUCAAGUUCCAAAGUCCACUCUGUCGGACAAGUUGAAGGGCAGGUACAAGGGUAUGAAACCUGGCCCAAGGACGGAGCUGACUGAUGAGGAGGAGAAAGCGCUUGUCCAUUUUCUUCUCUAUAUGGCCAAUCAAGGAUUUCCCUUGACAAGAUCAAUGACAAGAUGUUUUAUCAUUGACAUCAUUAAACAGUCUGGUCGCACAACAUCUUUCAACAUGGAAAAGGGUCCAUCUGAUGGCUGGUUCCAACGUUUUAUGUCGAGACACCCGGAUCUUUCUUCAAGGAAGCCGGAAAAUUUGGACAAAGGCCGCAUGUCCAUGUCAAAUUAUAAAGUAGUUGGAGACUACUUCGAAUUUCUGGACGGAAUAUUGGGGAAAUAUGGCAUUAAAAACAAGCCUAGCCAGAUCUUCAAUUGUGACGAAACCGGGUUCACCGGAAAAGAAAUGCCGAGAGCAAAAGUAUUCGGUCCAAAGGGAAAACAUGUGUUUCGUCAGAAGAUAUCGUCCAGUGACCACAUCACCGCACACCUGUGUGUGUCUGCAAAUGGCAGAUUUCUUCCUUCAAUGAUAAUCUUCCAGGGAUCUUUGCCACACAGAAAGUACAGUGAUGGUGUUCCAGACACAUGGUUUUUCAGCCACAGUGAUAGUGGUUAUAUGGACAGAGAGCUGUUCCAGAAAUGGUUCAGCAAUGUUUUCAUACCCCAUUGCGGAAAAGAGAGGCCGGUUCUCCUCAUCAUGGACAACCACGAUGCACACAUAAGCAUCCCGCUAAUUGAGGAAGCCAUUGCAAAUGGUGUGGUUCUUGUGGGACUUCCAGGACAUACCACUCAUAUACUGCAGCCACUUGAUGUCAAGAUUAUAGGACCAUUAAAGGAAAGAUAUGCGGCUGUCGCUGCCAGUUUGGGACAAACCGGUUCGUCAAUGGUAAUUGGAAAAGCAAGGUUCCCAUUGGUACUUAAGCAUGCAUUAGACAAGGCUACACCUGCAUCUAUUUCGGAUGCCUUUGCAGUGACCGGCAUAUGCCCUUUCAAUCCUGAUGCUGUUGACAAGUCACAGUUGAUUGCAGCGUCAUUUGAAAAAGACAAGCAACGUACUACGGACAGUGACAAGGAUGUUGUAACGACGUGUACCACGUGCGGCUCUUACGCGAGAAACCCCCUUGUUGUUCAUGGUUUAAUUCCCCAGGAGUUGUCUGAUAUAUUAAUGCCGCCACCAGUUAAACCACAGCCACAGAAGAAAAGUAGGCGGCUAGUAACAGAAGCAAGACUGAUAAGUGGUGCAGAUAUGCUUCAACAACUUAAGGUAAAGUUCAAGAAUUGUAAAUUCAAUUUACAUCAAUAUAAUUACUUUCAAAAAACAAUGAAUUUGUUAACGCAAAACUAUUCAUUCUUAUCAAGCGUUUCUUUUGCGCAACGUCUCGAUGUACUCUUGUACAUUGCAGGAAAAAAGAAAGAGGAAAUUAAGAAACGCGAGGGUAUCGAAAGAAGGAAAAUAGAAUUGAAAGAAAAGAGAGAACUCAAAACUAAAAUGGAGCAGGAAAAGAAGGCUAAAAGAGAGCAAGAGAAAGAAGAACGAGUGAAGAGAAGAGAACAGCAAGAAGAAGAGAAGAGGCAGAGAAAGAUUACCAGGGAAGAACAAAAACAAAAAAGGAAUAAAGAAAGAGAAGAAAAACGAAAGCAAAAGCAAAAGUCGACGGUUAAUGUAGCAGAGCAUCUUGCUGCUAGCUUCUAUGUCUGUGAUGUAUGUGGAAUAAGCGGUGAAGCUGAUGAUGAAGAGCGGGGAAUCGCGUGGUAUGGCUGCGACGAAGACUGUUGUCAACGCUGGUACCAUGAUGACUGUUUAAGUCUUGCUGAGUUGGAAUGGGUGCUUGAAAGUCUGGGAGAUAGUUCCAGCUGGUAUUGCAGACUUUGCAAGCCAUGGCUCUACCAAGAAGAGUAAAUCUGUGCUUACUGUGACAAUUGUGUAACUGUUAUUUUAUGGUUUUUUUGUGUUUUGAUAAAAAAGCAAACGCAAAGUGAAAAAAAAAUUACUGAAUAUCAAAUACGAUAAAUGAUUUAUAAAGAAUUAAUACGUUUAUUGUGUUAUUAUUUAAUAGCCCAUACACCCCAUGUACGGGCCUCACCAUGGUUCGUGUCUAUUUUUAGUGACAACUUGGGGUUUUCCGAUAUUUUAAACUUGCCUUUUAUUAGUAGAAGUUCCCUUGGUGAGUAUUUUUGUGAUUUAUUUUGAUUCACGACUAUAAAAUGUUAUUAAACUAAAUGUCCGGUAAAUUGAGUUGUAUGUACGUUUUUUUGGCUUUUAUAAUGCCCCACUUUAAAGACGCUUUUAAUGGUCAGAAUCAUAAAUCUUAAGCAUGAAAAUAUAUCGAGAACAUAAAUUGAGAACCAAAAAUUAGUUGGGUAAAAUUUCAUGAUUUUUUAUUGUUUUGAAUAAAAG
Messenger RNA from Ruditapes philippinarum (Manila clam), 3080 nucleotides. RefSeq lists its product as uncharacterized. The transcript has 8 exons. Bases 447 to 2582 code for a protein of 711 amino acids. The record is from RefSeq and is a predicted model, not a curated record. Gene Ontology annotation, molecular function: DNA binding. Gene Ontology annotation, cellular component: nucleus. Lineage: Eukaryota; Metazoa; Mollusca; Bivalvia; Venerida; Veneridae.